Messenger RNA from Danio rerio (zebrafish), 3776 nucleotides. Lineage: Eukaryota; Metazoa; Chordata; Actinopteri; Cypriniformes; Danionidae. The record is from RefSeq and is a predicted model, not a curated record.
UCUGACUUCAACUGUAUAUGAUAGCAUCUUCCUGCGUUGUCAUCGAAUUAAAUUUGUGAUUUAUUUACCCUUUUUAACCGUUUUUAUACUGCUAAACUGUCUUUACAUUGUUGAAAUAAGUUAAUUUGUCGUAAUUUAUCUCUCUGACAGGAUCUCUGGUUUUCGCGCGCUUUCUCCUCUUUAUCCUCUGGCGACAUCCAGCGGAUAUGAAGUGAAGUGCAUUACCUUUUCUCCGGUGGGCUGUGUCCUCAACACUUCCACUCUUGGUUUUGAUCUAAUUUAUGACAUAAUUAGCAAACUUAUGUGUUUGCAUGCUCGUCUGUCCGUUACUAUUAUUUAUAAUUCCCCAAAUAACUGUAAUAAUUCGUACUAUUAUAUCACGGCAGACGAGAUGUUCAAAUAGAUUACUUAAUUUCAUUUAAUUUUAUAUGUAUUUUUACCAAACAUUUGACUGUAUUUUGACCCACAUAAGACUUAUUUUUCUUUCGGUGUCUCUAUGUGCGCGCGCAUAUUGUAUGACUGGAGUUGUUUUGUGUGGGGAAAGUUGCGCGCGGUUCUCCAGUGCGCGUGAAUCAGAGUGUGAUGAACACGGAGGAUCAUUUAAUGACACCAAACUCACAUCAACAGGGUUCAUCACAUCAGAUUCAGCACAUUGUCAAAACAAGACCUGGUGCUGCUAGAAGGAUCAGAUGAGGGUGAAAAGAUCGUCUGAAUUCAACAACCUGAGGAUGGACACGAAGAAGAAGGGGAACUAAUAAAGCUGAAGAUGGACGCUUCUCUCCAGAGGAGUUUGAGUGUUUUGGAUCGUCUUCUGCUCACACACUCCAUAUGGCUGCAGCUGUCAAUCAACCCUGACUCCGCCCACCAAAUCCUGCAGCGAGAGAUAGUCGGGACUUUCCUGGUGUGUAAGUGCAGCGCCUCCCACAGGAAGGUUUUGUGUGUGCGGGUGCAGGAGGGAGGAGUGUCGCAAUAUCCUGUUCGUGAGGAAGAUUCCACAUUUUCUCUAGAAAGUUCCGCCCUGAGCUUCCCUGAUCUCUGCAGACUAGUGGCAUUUUACACCAUCAGCAGAGAUGUUUUGCCUUUCCCGCUCGAGCUCCCAGAAGCAAUUAUACAGGCCGUGACACACACCCAGCUGGAAAGCAUUUCACAUCUGGGUCUAGAGUUCUGGAGCUCUCAGACGUCCCCUGGACUACCGAAUGGCCCCCCUCCGCCCUCAGCACCCCACAGGACAUCCAGGUUGAUCAGCCCAUGUUUUGUCAAUCCAUUAUUCCUUCAGCCUCCGCAACCCAGCAGAACCGCAUCCCACAAACGGCACCGCUUCAAACGCAGCCUGAGGAUCCGGGUGUCCAACGAAACCUCGCUCAGCCUGUCGGGGGGAGAAUCUGAACUUAACCCAGGGGAAACACACGGACAGAAUUCGGAGAGAAGACGGACGGGAGGGUUAAGUGUGCUUAGGCGGACCCCAGCACUCACUCCCACCUCAGAAGAAGAGGAUGAACAGAUGCUGGGACAGAUUCCACCUAGUAACUCCUUACCCCAACUCAACAAAGACCCUGAAGAUGGCGAGGUGUGUCUUGCUUUGGAAAGGACUCGAGCUCCUUCCCUUGCUGAACUGGACAGCAAUAGUUCCUUCAGCAGUUUGGAGGAAGAGGACACACAGGUUGACCUCGCCCACCAAUGGCCGCCUGCUGCCCGCGGGACCCGAUUCCCAUCCGCAAACCCCACCUCCACUCUACGCCGCAUGACGGCCGCCUUUGUGUGCGUGUUCGCUCCCGAGCGCAGAGUUGCCAGAUUGGUAGACGAACUCUCCCGGGACAGGCGCUCCACGUUUGGAUCACUGGUUCAGGACUUCUUAGAGAAGAAAAGGCAAGAAAUGGAGGCCUCAGUGCACAGUUCUGCAGUGGAGAUGCUUCAGGGAAUGAGGAGAUUUCUGACACAGGCCAAAAGCCUCCUUCUGGAAGCAGGAGAAAUCGAACCUCCGAUUGAGACGUUGGUGCCUGAGAAUGAGAAAGAUCUAGCCCUGGAAAAGGCUCUGUUUGGCUGCGUGUUGAAGCCGCUGAAGGUUCAGCUGCAGCAGACGCUGGUGUCUCUCCACACUCGGGACGGCUCCUUACAGCGGGUUACAGAGAGUCUGCUGGCCCACCAGGAGGGGGCGCUGGAGCGUCUAGCUGUACGAGUGGGAGUCCUGGACGUUCGCGGAGUAGAGCGAGCCAAGGCUAAGCUCAUGCUAAUGCAGCGCAGUCAUUCGCCCAUUGACAAGGUGCUGCUUCUGCUGCAGGUCUGCAAGAGUGUGUACAAAGCCAUGGGGACUCAACCGGGUCAGGAUGUGGGAUCUGACGACUUUCUACCAGCACUUUCCUACGUGCUUAUUCAGUGUAAUAUCCCGCAACUGCUGCUGGAGACGGAGUACAUGAUGGAGCUGCUUGAGCCGUCAUGGCUGACAGGAGAAGGUGGAUACUAUUUGACGAGUGUGUAUGCCAGCCUAUGUCUGAUCCAGAGUAAGCCUGGGACCACGCCCACCUCUGGUUUGACCAAUGAGGCUCAAGAAUACUUGAGAGAGUGGAGCAGGAGGCGGGGCCAAGAAGCCAAGACUCAUAAGGACACUCAGCUGAAACAGAGGUUUGUGCGCAUAUUGUUCCAGGAUGAAAUUCGCAGUGGGGUUCGGACGCUUCUCUGGAAGGCGGGAGAAAAUGUAGACGCCUUAGCUCAAUCUUGCGCUGCUCUUUUCGGCGUAAGCGAGCCGCAACACUACUGUCUCUUCUGGAGGAACGAAGGGGAGAUGCGUCCUCUGCCGGCUCACGUUCAGCCCCAUCAGCUGGGCACGCAUGAAGGAGCGUCACUGUCCUACCUGCGCUCUGAUCACGACUUCAGCAAGAUGCGCAGACUCACCAGAGGGGGCGCUGUGGAUCUGGGAGAGUCCGUCUGUGAGGAGUGAAGAUGAAAAACAGGUGCACAACAUGACUAUACUCUAGUUUUUGUCACAUGCGUGGCAAGACGAUCAUGGAUGUCACAAAGUAUUUGAAUGCCGUGUAUGUGUUCAGUUCAACGGAUGAUAGUGAUCGUUUUUAGUUUGUGUGGGUGUAAAACACAAUAGAAUUUCAAAUGAAUGGGGGUAAUGAGUGGUAAUAAUGCAUAAAGCAAUAUCUGCCAAACAGGAGAUCUGGAAAUCUGAGUCUGAGGUUCUGCUGUCACAAUUGACUUGCAGAGGUGUGUGUGUGUGUGUGUGCGUGUGUGUUGCGGAGUAAUACCAAAGUGUUGAGUUUAAUAAAUAUGUUUAUGUUUAAACAAUCGUGUAUGUAUGCAUCUGAUGUGCUCAACACUUGCGUCUACACUGGACUGUGAGUUUGUGUUAAAUCACAGGAGCUGUUUACACUGGACAAAUGAACGAGGUGAGAAGACUACAAUUGAGAAAGUCUCUGAUCAAAGAACGGUUUGCAUGAGUUCUGUAAUGUUGCAGUCCAAUCAAGUUAAACAUCAUGUUUAUUUAAAAAGCACUGGACUUAAUUAAAGCAAGCAACUUAGCAAGCAACUUUGCAUUAGUAAGGGGAUGGCGCAUUCAAAAUUUUUAAUUUAUAUUAAUAUUAGUUUUAAAAAGCCAUUCUAGGUGACUAUGUUCUUCUGUAAAACAUGAAAGAAGUUUUUAAAACUAGCCUAGAGUGCCAUCAGCACUUAAAAUCUAGCCUAUAGCACCACCCAAAGUUAAAACUUGCCAAAGUCUAGAGCGCCAUCUGCUGUUAAAUACUAGCCUAGAGCGCCAACUGCUGUUAAAAACUAGC